Messenger RNA from Frankliniella occidentalis (western flower thrips), 1754 nucleotides. RefSeq names its product elongin-B (gene EloB). Gene Ontology annotation, molecular function: protein binding. Bases 190 to 543 code for a protein of 117 amino acids. Gene Ontology annotation, cellular component: elongin complex; VCB complex. The record is from RefSeq and is a predicted model, not a curated record. Gene Ontology annotation, biological process: transcription elongation by RNA polymerase II. The transcript has 4 exons. NCBI's taxonomy places the organism in Eukaryota, Metazoa, Arthropoda, Insecta, Thysanoptera, Thripidae.
CGCCGCGCCCGCCCCAACCCCAACGAACGAUAGGCUGGCUGCUCGAACUGAUUGAACUUGAACUUUUUGACCCUCGUAACGUAAACUGAACCGUUCGAACUGUCCAAUCCCGGUCGCGUAGCGGCAGCGGCCCUAGGUGUGGCGUCCCCCUCGGGCAGCCGACCAAGCAGGUCGUUCACCGGAGUAAACAUGGACGUGUUUCUCAUGAUCAGGAGGAAAAAGCUGACUAUAUUUACAGAUGCCAAGGAUGCUACCACAGUCCUUGAGCUAAAGAAAAUGAUCGAAGGUAUCAUCAAGGUUGCGCCUGAAGAUCAGCAACUUUUCAACAAGGAUAAUGUCGAAAUGGUGGACCACCAAGCCCUUCUAGACUAUGGGCUAACAGCCAGCUCUGCCAAAGCUCAAAGUCCAGCUCAAAUUGGACUUGCUGUGAGAGGGGAAGACGGCAGCUUUGAACAAUUGGAUAUGACUCCUUACUCAGCACCACCUGAUCUCCCUGAUGUUAUGAAGUCUCAAGAAGCAAAUGGAGCGGAAUUACCUUCCUGAGUUCUAGCACGCCUCUCUGGUCUUCAGCUUGAUUAAGCUGCACAAGUCUCCCUACUGAUACUGUGUAGACCAUUAAUUCCAGACAAUACAAAAUUUAUUCAGAGAUUUUUCAAAAUAGAGCAAGUAUUUACCAUCAAUGUAGGGAGAUUUGAGACCAGUUCGAGGAAGAAGGCAGCAGUUGCUUGCAGUUCAUACGUCACUUAGUCAUUUCAAAUGAUGGAUUGUUUUCUAUUCCUUGUCCAGUCAAAUUGCUCAUUACUGGACUGACAACUCAGCGUGUCAGCUUUGAUAAAUGACUGAACUUAUUCCCUCUAUAAAUAGGUAGUUUCUUUAUCACUAUUGUUUUGCUCUACUGAGAAAAGCAGAAAAUGAGGUGUAAUGCAACAUUCUUUGUACCAGAUGUCAUGUUCAGUUCUUUUACUUCUAAAUAUUAUAGUGAAAACCUUCUUUCUAGCUCAGAGCUAUACAUCACAUACAAAUAUGUAGUAAUUUAGACCUGUAGUGGUCUGUAGUUAAACUGUUUGAAAUGGCACUGCAGUCUGAUUUUUGCCCUUCCAUAUGAAUUUUUAAGAAGCCUUGACAUUUCUUAGUGUACAAUUUUAAAGCUAGCUAUGUCUAACAAGAUUAAUUUAUUGUUGUUGCGGUUGUGCGUGUGUGCGUGUAUGUGUGUGGUUUGAUCAUGAGUGUAAGGAUUUCUUUUGAGCCAGGUAAUGCAUCAAUUUCUCACUACUCUUUACAAUUUGUCAGUCUCUUUGAAUGUGGAAUGUUGAUCUGCAUUUUAGCUGUAAUUGACGAUAGACGUUUUUUGUUAUAGGCUCAAGUCAUGUUUUGCCCCCUGUUAAAUAUUGUUAUUCUCUUCCCUCCUAUAAGACUUAUGGGGGAUUUUAUUAGUACCUGUUACUUUCCUAUCCUUCCUCAAAUUUAGAAUCACAAUUGUUUGUCAUAGAUGUAUUUUUGUUUCCUUUAGUCAAAAGAAAGAAACAAUGUGAUUUAAGUCAGCCUGAUCGAUGAAUCAAAAUUUAAAUCACUUUCUGUAGUCCAAUCAUUGUCGAAUUGUGAAUCCACUCCAUUUAUAUUUUCUAUUAUUUUCUGUAGCUAUAGUGAAUUGCAGUGUAAUGUUGAAAAGUAGCAUUGCUUGCAUCCAUUCAGAGCAGUUCCUACUGUUUUCCAUCCUGUUCAUCAAAAAUUAAAGUAAUUUUUGAAACUUACAA